CGUCAUGCGAACUAUGAGUAUUUAGCGACUGUGAUUUCGUUAUUUUACGGUGAUUUUAGUAGACUUUUAUUGAUGUUUUUAGUGAAAUAGCGAAAAUGGAGACUGAAAGGAUGAUAGAAGAUACAGCACCACCGCAGGUGACGUCACUCACAUCUCUGGACACGGGUGUCCGUCCCGCGCCGAGCAGCCCCGCUUACGCGGCGGAGCGCGACGCCUGCCUUAACUACUUCACCAGAUGGAACGAGACAGACCAGGUGGAGUUUGUGGAGCAGCUGCUGGCGCGGAUGUGCCACUAUCAGCAUGGACACAUCAACGCGUACCUGAAGCCUAUGCUGCAACGGGACUUCAUUUCAAUGCUACCCAAGAAAGGUCUCGACCACGUAGCAGAGAACAUCCUGUCAUAUUUGGAUGCGAGUUCGUUAUGCGCCGCGGAGCUGGUCUGCCGGGAGUGGCAGCGUGUUAUCUCUGAGGGUAUGCUGUGGAAGAAGCUGGUGGAGCGGAAGGUGCGCACCGACUCCUUGUGGCGCGGCCUGGCCGAAAGGAGGGGCUGGAUCCAGUAUCUGUUCAAACCGAAGCCGGGCUGCCAGCAUCCGUCACACUCGUUCUACAGACAACUAUACCCCAAGAUCAUACAGGAUAUACGCUCCAUAGAGGACAACUGGCGUAUGGGACGACACAAUUUACAGAGGAUUAACUGUCGGUCAGAGAACUCGAAGGGAGUGUACUGUCUGCAAUACGACGACAACAAGAUAGUGUCCGGUCUACGAGAUAACACCAUCAAGAUAUGGGACCGAAAAACUUUGCAGUGUGUAAAGGAGCUCCAGGGUCACACGGGCUCGGUGCUGUGCCUGCAGUACGACGAGCGCGCCAUCAUCUCAGGGUCGUCAGACAGCACCGUGCGCGUGUGGGACGUGGCCACGGGCGCCAUGCUCAACACGCUCAUCCACCACUGCGAGGCCGUGCUGCACCUGCGGUUCUGCAACGGCAUGAUGGUUACGUGCAGCAAGGACCGUUCAAUAGCGGUAUGGGACAUGUCAUCGACGACGGAGAUAAUGCUGCGUCGCGUGCUGGUCGGCCACCGCGCCGCCGUCAACGUGGUGGACUUCGACGAGAAGUACAUAGUCAGCGCCUCUGGGGACCGCACUAUUAAGGUGUGGAAUACCUCGUCGUGCGAGUUCGUGAGGACCCUCAACGGCCACAAGCGCGGCAUCGCGUGCCUCCAGUACCGGGACAGACUAGUGGUGUCCGGCUCCAGUGACAACACUAUCAGACUGUGGGACAUAGAGUGCGGGCAGUGCAUCCGCGUGCUCGAGGGACACGAGGAGCUCGUGCGGUGUAUACGGUUCGACAACAAGCGCAUCGUGUCGGGCGCGUACGACGGCAAGAUCAAGGUGUGGGACCUGCCCGCCGCGCUGGACGUGCGCACGCCGCACCAGGACCUGUGUCUGCGCACCCUAGUGGAGCACACGGGCCGCGUGUUCCGGUUGCAGUUCGACGAGUUCCAGAUCGUGUCGUCGUCGCACGACGACACCAUCCUGGUGUGGGACUUCCUCAACUACGGCGCCGCCGCGCCGCCCGCGCCCGCGCCCGCCCCCGCCCGCGCCCGCACGCCCGACCACGACCAGGACCUCUACGACUAGCUCGGUAUACAUAACAAAUCCAUAUGAGACUCGUGUAUUAUAGACAUCGCGACAUCGUAGCGGGGAGGAGGGUGAAGUGAAGUGGACAGUGAAGUGAAGUGAACAGUGAAGUGAAGUGACUGGUGACGCAAUGUAGUGACGUAAGUGGUCACUAAUGCAGAUCUUAAUAAUCGUGGACUUACUAUUAUAAUAAUAAUAAUUUAAUUACUUUUUUUAUUAAUGUGUUAUUUUAGGGACGUUAGAUGUUACCAAUGUAUAGAGGAAGGUGCGAUAGGCGUGGCUCUCUUGAAAU
Pectinophora gossypiella (pink bollworm) is the source of this 1932-nucleotide messenger RNA. RefSeq names its product F-box/WD repeat-containing protein 11 (gene slmb). The coding region runs from base 96 to 1640 and encodes 514 amino acids. The record is from RefSeq and is a predicted model, not a curated record. Lineage: Eukaryota; Metazoa; Arthropoda; Insecta; Lepidoptera; Gelechiidae. Gene Ontology annotation, molecular function: protein dimerization activity. The transcript is spliced from 12 exons.